AUGCCAUUAUCUCCAAAGUCUAGGGAAGUCGGCCGAAGACUGACAGGUCGAGGCAUCCCGUGUUUCGACUCGUCCAACUUUUCUAGCUACCUCGCCGGACGUAGCAUGGCGUCCACUAGAAAGUAUGGGCAGCUCUUGGGUUGGGUUCCCAGCAUCUAUCCAUCUGCGACGUUAUGCUGCACUCUACUUGCCGACAUCGAGCUCCGUCGAAUCCGCCCUAGGAGCGUUUCGAUUCUAUUCUCUGUCACCUUCCUCCACCAUGCCCGUUUCUUGCAGUUCCUUGCCUCACCCUCACAGGAGCAAUCAGUGUCAGUGACAUCCCAUCCUCGAAUCUCGAUGACGGAUCAUUCUUCAGAGAAUCAAGAAAAUCCCAUACAGUCCAAGACUCCAGUCAGUUAUGGAUACCGUGCCCCAGUUCGGAGCGGUGUUCCUUGCAAGAAAGAGACAACUCGCACACCUGAGAAGUGA
Molecule: messenger RNA, 468 nt
Organism: Colletotrichum acutatum
Lineage: Eukaryota; Fungi; Ascomycota; Sordariomycetes; Glomerellales; Glomerellaceae
Exons: 3
Coding region: 1-468 (155 amino acids)
Source: RefSeq, a predicted model, not a curated record